This is a messenger RNA of Scophthalmus maximus (turbot), 2689 nucleotides long. RefSeq names its product cell division cycle 14B (gene cdc14b). Gene Ontology annotation, biological process: microtubule cytoskeleton organization; regulation of exit from mitosis; protein dephosphorylation. NCBI's taxonomy places the organism in Eukaryota, Metazoa, Chordata, Actinopteri, Pleuronectiformes, Scophthalmidae. The transcript is spliced from 16 exons. The coding region runs from base 229 to 1851 and encodes 540 amino acids. The record is from RefSeq and is a predicted model, not a curated record. Gene Ontology annotation, cellular component: nucleolus; spindle pole; centrosome. Gene Ontology annotation, molecular function: protein tyrosine/serine/threonine phosphatase activity; protein serine/threonine phosphatase activity.
AGCAGUGUGCGCACUUGCACAGGAAGAAAAAAAAAAAACCUCUCCUUCCCUCCUCUCCGACUGGUAACUUUCUCCAAGCCUGGCGUAGAACGCUAGACUCUUGACUGACGCGACGAGUACACCGUUUUCAGAGCCUCCGUGCACAUUCUUGGUCUAAGUUUUAAAAUUAGCAUGCGAAAGUCGCGUUGAAGGAAAACUAGCGUCGCACGUUUCCCUCGUCAAAACGUCAUGUUUAAAUCUGUGGCCAAGAUGACCGCGGACGACGUGUCGCCAAGAUGUGUCGAGUUCGUCACGGAUCAACUGUAUUUCGCCAUACUCCGUCAGAAGAUCAAGAGCACAGCUGAGCGACACUGUUUCUGCAUAGACGAGGAGUUGGCCUACGAGAACUUCUAUGCGGACUUUGGCCCCCUUAACCUGGCCAUGUUUUAUCGCUUCUGUUGCAAGCUGACAAAGAAGCUCAAGUCUAUCACACUGUCAAGAAAGAAGAUCAUAUUUUACACAUGUGGAGACCAGAAAAAACAGGCCAAUGCUGCUUAUCUUAUAGGCGCAUAUGCUGUAAUGCAUCUAAACAUGAUGCCAGAGGAAGCCUACAGUCUGCUGGUGUCGAGGAAUUCAACAUACAUCCCAUUCAGAGAUGCUUCGUUUGGAACCUGCAUGUACAAUCUGAACAUCCUGGAUUGCCUCCGUGCUGUGCACAAGGCUCUGCAGUACGGCUGGCUGGACUUCUCCAACUUCGACGUGGAGGAAUAUGAGCACUAUGAGCGAGCAGAAAACGGAGACUUAAACUGGAUCAUUCCAGGAAAAUUCCUUGCAUUCAGUGGGCCUCAUCCAAAAAGCAAAAUAGAGAAUGGCUAUCCCCUGCACGCGCCCGAGGCCUACAUUCCGUACUUCAGAAAACACAAUAUCAGCUCUGUCAUCCGCCUCAACAAGAAGAUGUACGAUGCCAGGCGUUUUACAGACUCCGGCUUUGAACACCAUGACCUGUUCUUUGUGGACGGGAGCACGCCGACUGACGCCAUCGUCAGGAAGUUCCUCAACAUCUGUGAGAACGCAGACGGAGCAAUAGCAGUCCAUUGCAAAGCUGGUCUGGGGAGGACUGGCACUCUGAUUGGCUGCUACAUGAUGAAACAUUACCACCUGACCGCUGCGGAGGCCAUCGCCUGGAUUCGGAUAUGCCGACCAGGUUCCAUCAUUGGACCUCAGCAGAACUUUGUUGAAGAGAAGCAGAACGGUCUCUGGGCCGAGGGAGAUGUUUUCCAAGAGAAGAUGCUGAAUGAGCGUGAGAACGGAAAGGUGGCUGUAACAAGGAUCCUGUCUGGAGUGGAUGACAUCACCAUCAACGGGAGCAACAAGAACAGGGCAGCCAAGACGGAAGAAAUGGAACUGUAUAAUGAUGAAGAGGAGAGAAAUGCCCUGACACAGGGCGAUAAACUGCGGGCACUGAAGAGCAAGAGGCAGGCGAGGUCGUCUACAGGCUCACUAUCACAGGAAGAGAAUAAGAUUCACACCAGGUCGUCAUCACAGUCCCUGAGCAGGGCCAUCUUGCAGAACAGUGUUCAGGGCUGUAAGAGCGGAGUCAACCCUUUGGCUCUGUCUGACCACUCGGACAGCAGGAAGAGAACCAGGACCUCGCUGCCAGCCAACGGAGUGGGAGGAAGCUCCCUGUGCCACACCAGACUGGUCAAGUCACUAGGCAACUUGCACGUAGUGACUGGCGACAGGGACCCAAUGUGUUGUGAGCCGUGUGGCAGCCAUAGAGACGCAGCCAGUGCCGCAUCCAGCACAGGCACUUUCAUCAACUUAAACAUGGCGCAGGUCCACCUGCAGAAGCACUGCCUCCCAAGGACGUAAAACUCGCAGGUCUUUGCAAUCUGUUCGAUUUUCAAGGCUAUGUCACUCCAUACCCAAAGCUAGAGCUCCUCUCCUUCGGUGAGCCUGUGGAUCUGGACAGCCUGAGGAAAUGUAUAUGGAAUCCAAUUCAUAUACAGCAGUACUAGUUUCAGUUGUUUUUUUAAUUUAGAAAAAAUAUUGGAAAAAUCUUUAACCGACAUGUCAGUGAUUUAUAGAUGAGCCCAAGUUAUUUUUAGCCUGAAAGGCACUUGUUUUUAUAUAAUUUUUUUUUUUUAACCGUAUCAUGAAACAAAGUGAUGUUAUAAUCAUUGCCUGGUUGUUCCUACCUAUUGAAGCAUGCAGUAGCAAACAUCAGAUUGAACUACAUCCAUCCAGAAGACUGGCAUGUGAAUGUGUGAAUCCAAGAGAUUUCCUCCAGAUUACGCACUGGGCAGCAGAUAUUCAGCUCUAUGAAGAUGGAUGAUAUCACAUUGAUAGAUUGGGCCGGGAAUUCAAAAAACCUGCGUUUGUUGAUCCAUGGCAGACGGAUUUGUAGCCUUAACAUUGCAUGAAUUUAAUCACAAGAUUCAGUAUUCUGCACAUUCGUACCAGCGUCCGAUAUCUGGUGUCUCUUUCAUUCCUGUCAUCUGAAGCUUUUCGGCUGCUAGAUUUCAAGACUGUAAAUAUGUGAACAUUUGAUAUACUGUAUUUUGUAAAUAUUUUUGUACUAUGUUUUAAUCAUGCUAUAAGAAGUCAAUGGUCCUAAAGGGGCUUUAUCCAACUCAUGUUCUUAAUCCACUAAAGAAAACAGCUUAAAGCUCAUAGAAUCUGACAUUUUAAAUAAAAAUUGUACCCACUA